Phytophthora sojae is the source of this 1227-nucleotide messenger RNA. RefSeq lists its product as hypothetical. The record is from RefSeq and is a predicted model, not a curated record. Gene Ontology annotation, cellular component: cytoplasm. Gene Ontology annotation, molecular function: exopolyphosphatase activity. The coding region runs from base 1 to 1227 and encodes 408 amino acids. The transcript has a single exon. Lineage: Eukaryota; Oomycota; Peronosporomycetes; Peronosporales; Peronosporaceae.
AUGUCCACCGCUUCCUCCGUUCCAUGGCGCGUCGACUCUGACGCCGCUCGUCGCUCCAGCGUCGCGAGCUUCAACGAGUUCUUGCGCUCCACGCGGUCGGCGCUGACGCAGUCCCCGCCUCCCGCGGUCGUGCACGUGUUCAUGGGCAAUGAGGCGGCGGACGCCGACUCCAUCGUCAGCUCGCUGGUCUACGCCUUCAUGCACUACCAGCGGCACUCGGAGGCGCUGCACGUGCCCGUCCUGUCCAUCCCCAGAGCAGAACUGGUGCUGCGCUGCGACGUCACCGCGCUGUUCCAGGAGCUGGGCGUCGACACGCACGCGCUCGUGUUCGUGGACGAGUUUCCGUGGGGCCUCAAGUCCAAGGUGAAGGUGACGCUGAUGGACCACAAUGCACUGAGCAACAAGAAGAUCCCGCAGCUGGGAGACUUGCGCGUGGUGGAGAUCGUGGACCACCACUCGGACCUGGGCCAGCACUUGGACGCCGAGAAGCGGGAGGUGGCGUUCGCGGACGGCAACGCGCUGGUGGCCAGUACCUGCACGCUGGUCGCCGAGAGGCUGAAGGAAGCGGAGAGUCAUGACGUACACAAGCUGCUGUCGACUAUGUUGCUUGGAGUCAUUGCUCUGGACAGCAUCAAUUUCGAUCCGAGUGCGAAGAAGGUGACGCCGCGGGAUGUGAAGGCUGCCGAGCAGUUGGAGCAGACCGCGUUCGCGAAGAAGGAGGAGUUGUUCAAGUGGCUGCAAGCGGAGAAGUUUAAUCCGGCUCACUGGGGGGCGUUCACGCUGGAGAAUUGCCUGCAGGUAGACUACAAGGAGUUUACGUUCUCGACGGCGACUGGUGAUGCCAAGAAGGUCGGCAUCAGUGCGGUGCUUAUUGACUUGGAGGCCUUCGUGCUCAAGUCGAAAGACGCUGCCGCACUGCGUGAGGGUUUAUCGACGUACUGCAAGCAGAACGAGUUGGCGUUCUUGGUGGUGAUGACCAUGUUCAUGACCGCCGAUGGGCAGCGCCACCGCCAGUUGCUCUUCUUCCAGGAAAGUGGUGACGACGUCAAACACUGCGUGACAUUCUUUGAAAAGGAAGCUUCACUGCAUCUGGAAGUUUUGAAGCUGCCCGAGACGCACCGCGAUGGACAUGUAGCAGCCUUCAACCAGCUCAACACGGCUGCGUCAAGGAAGCAAGUCGCACCGUUGAUUCAGCGCGCCCUUGCUGAGCCUGUAGUCAAGCUAUAG